AUUUUGAUUUUAGUUUGGUGGGAAGAAGUAUCAAAGCAAAGUAUGUAUUACAAAAUUUGUUUAAGACAACGUUAUUCAUUCAACAUUAAUAUUGAUGAUUUAUUCGUUUGUUACAUUCAGUGACUUUCCUUGAGUUUUUAAUGCGUUUAAGUAAUACUUAGAUGAAAAGACAUAUAUAUAUUUUGAAGUUAAUAGUUGGCAAAUCUAUUUCCCAUUGUGGAAGCAAUUAAUGUACUGUAUUUGAUAAGAAUACCGUUAAAUAAAUUAGUACAUACUAAAUAUUCGUCAAACAAGCUUAGAGUUGUUGCUUGUAACGGGUAAACCAACUGUGAAGAAUGAAUUUUAAUGUAAAUCCCAACAUGAGACAGCGCAGAAGAAGUAACCUUGGUAAAAGGUUCAGGAAUGGGGAGAAACCUCCACAACUGAAUUUUGUAGCGCCUGUUAUCCCUAAAACAGUUUUAACAAGCUUGGGCCGUUCAAGAUCAGCUAAAAAGAAUUGCUUCAUGGACAAGGCUUCUAAAGAAUAUAUUACUGGCAUUAAAAAAAAACUCUUCCAAAGAAGUCCACAAACUGAAGUGAUUCUUAGCAAUGGCCUACAGGAACAAAACUUGGGCACAAGAUUGGCUUUUGACAGAAGUCCAACUGAUCCAUUUUCACACUCUCAUAACGAUUUCUCGGAACCUCCUGAGAACCACUCCAAGAAUCCUGAUGAAGACCCGAGCCUACUAGACAUGUCAGGUUUACUGAAUAUGACUGGAAUCAAGAUUAUCAAAACCCCCAGUCCUGUAAAGUCUGCUGGAUCAAAUGCUUCAAGUAUGAGAACUGUUAAUAACACUCAACAUAGCAGUAAAAGUGAAGUUAAACAAGUAAGCAGUUUAAAACGAACUGGUCAAAACCUUUUCUCUUUUAACCCUCGUGAUUACAUCAUGGCUUCUCCAAGGGUGUCAGCAGCAGAGAGGUAUUCCGUCUUUAGUAAAGUGGAACCGCCAAAGUCUCCUGGACCGUCCCAAUAUCAUCAAUUGAUCAUGAAGGAAUUGGCUGACAUCAAGCCCCCGGUGGAUAGGCAGGAGGAUCUUCAGCUGAGCGUUCUGUCUCUGGAAGACAAGGACGAUUUGUCUGCUUCACCACCAGCUGUGGGUCUGGCCACAUCAACUAGCAUCAAACAAUCAUCAGCAAAGAAUGACGAUGUAUCAACAACAGAGGCGGCGUUAUUCACUUGUACAACCAAUGAUGGAGUUUCCAACAGUGCCAAAAAAAUAGACAGAAGAGUAAUGAGCGCAAUUAAAGCAAAGUCAAACAAAAAGCUCGGUGUUAUCGUGGAAGAUGAUUCCACAGAUUCCUUUGAAAUGGCAGAAAAGACGGUUUUUGAUCAGUGUCAGACUUUAGAAUGUUCUACUGAUGCUAACAAGUUGUCAACUUUCAUUGCAAAUGGUAAUCACAGCAGCUCUUUUUCUUCAGACAGCAAAAAUGCAUCAGAAACUGAUGAAGAAUUGGAGAAAAUCCUUGAAGAAAUUGAACAAGGUUUAGAAGACAUGAACAGGAUGGAACGGCGGAUGAGGUCCCUUAAAACGAAGCUUCAGUGCUUUCUUAAAAAUCGACAUCAGUCUAAAAACGAUACUGUUGUUGAAAAUAAAGAAAACAUUUCUAUGAAUAUUACAAAGGACCAAAACAAUAAAUGGAUAGAUAAUUUGAAAACAGAAAAUCCUGGUCUUUUAAAAACUCCAAAACCAAAUAAGUCUAGACUUAGUUUUGCAGACCAGUCAUCUAUUUGGACUCCUCACUCUCUGUCCACAGUUCUACAUGAGCAAGUGGACGAUUUGUUUCACUAAAAGUUUCAGUCGGGUGGUUUGAAUCCAUCAUGUGUUUAUAAUAGUGACAAUUAAACGUAUGUCCACUGAUAGCGGAUAUGAAUCAUCCAUAAAAUGGUGGCAUUUAAUUUGAUAUGUAUAUAUCCAUUACUUUAACGUAUGGUAUUGUUGUUCUAAGUGUAUAAAUAUUAGUUAUGAUAAAUUCUGUUGUGUAGUCAAUUGUUUAGUUCAAAGGCAAAUAGUUAUUUUUCACAUAUGUAUAUGAAUUUAUUUUCUCUAUUUUUAUAAUGUUUCAGCAGUUUAACUUAUUAUCAAACAAAGAUUUUAUACUA
Molecule: messenger RNA, 2140 nt
Organism: Homalodisca vitripennis (glassy-winged sharpshooter)
Lineage: Eukaryota; Metazoa; Arthropoda; Insecta; Hemiptera; Cicadellidae
Exons: 6
Coding region: 336-1829 (497 amino acids)
Source: RefSeq, a predicted model, not a curated record